CUUCUUGGAGAUGGCGUAGUGUUCUGUUUGGGCGUGACUUGUUAGCUCAGGGUCUUCGUUGUCAGGUGGGAGAUGGUUUUUCGAUUAGAGCUUUUUUAGAUCCAUGGCUGCCAAUAUCUCCACCUACCAUCCCAAAAACUAGAAUUGGUGCACCUUCCGCCUCUCCGUACGUGGCAGCUUUCAUUGAUCCGAGGUCCAGAUCCUGGAACAUUCAUAUGCUUCGCCUGUACUUCGAUGACAGCAAGGUUCAAUUGAUUUGUGGAAUUCCUCUAUCCCGUCAAAGGUUUUGCUGAUAAAUUUAUUUGGCAUUUUGAAGCUACAUGUCUUUUUUAAGUUAAAUCAGCCUAUCUUUUGGUGAGUCAAAUGCAACCUUCUUCUUCCCCAAAGCAACUGGCGCCUUUCACUGAUCGUCUCUUGUGGCAAUGGGUGUGGAACCGGAAGGAAGUUUUGGAGGCUUAUUGGUUCGCAGGGGCUUUGGGGAUCUUCGGAGAACUUUCAUAGGGUUCAUUCGUCAUACCCUCAUGAAGAUAACUGGUGAAGAGGCGGAUUACAUAAUUUUGCAGGUGGUUUGCUUGCUUUGGAGGUUGUGGAAGAAUCGUUUUACAAUGGUUUUUCAAUUCAAGCAAAUUCGCUUGGAUGAUUUGGCAAACCAAUGGUUACAUCAAGUGAAGGACGUGGACCAAGUGUUACUAAUCUCAACUUCAGAGUCGCGAUCGGGAUCCGCAACAGCUCAACAGGUGGGAUUGUUGUGGCUUCUGCCAGACACUAUGAAGCCAUUGUUGAUCCAUAUGUUUUGGAAGCAUUGACGAUGCGUGACUGCAUUGCUGAUUGUCGUCGACGUGGGCUAUAUGAUCUCACAAUAUGUGGUGAUGCAAAAUUGAUCAUUGAAAAAUGUUUGACUAGGGAUG
Linum tenue is the source of this 908-nucleotide messenger RNA. The record is from the annotation of a GenBank genome assembly. Lineage: Eukaryota; Viridiplantae; Streptophyta; Magnoliopsida; Malpighiales; Linaceae.